Molecule: messenger RNA, 2467 nt
Organism: Phyllotreta striolata
Lineage: Eukaryota; Metazoa; Arthropoda; Insecta; Coleoptera; Chrysomelidae
Source: the annotation of a GenBank genome assembly
CGGAUUUCGGCGGCGGUUCCGCGUCCACUCGAUAUCCCGGAGCGCUGCCAUCCGGUGCCCCAUCCAGACGUUCCGGUAGAUGGUCGGGCCGUUGCGAGACCUCGCUGAGGAUCGCUGGGCCAGUCCCGCCGGUGAAUUCGCCACCAGGAGUCGAUUCGGGGAAUGCCCUCGGCGGAUGUUCGAGUGCCUGGUGUUUGAUCGACCGACCGCCCCCGCCGCCCCGCCAUGUUGGCGCGCAGCACGUCCUCCCGCCGCCGGCGCGCCUCCCGCAGCGCCGCCUCCUCGCCGCAGACGCGCGGCGUCCUCGCCGCCACGCCGGCCGGCCGCCGCGCCAGCAUCGCCGUGAGCCCCGCCGAGCCGGACCACCUCCGCGCCCGCCUGGCGCCCGACCCGGCGCGCAGCCCCCGCCACUCGCUCGCGCCCGAUCCCGCCGACGGGCAGCCGCUCAAGGACCUCGGCAAGCCCGAUCGCGGCGCCCCCCGCCUGGCGCCCGACUUCGACAGGAGCCCCAGGAACAGCCUGGUGCCGGAGAGCCAGAAGAGCCCCCGGCACAGCCUCGUCCCCGGCGACUACCGCGAGUACCCCCUCAGCCCGCGGAACGGCGUCCCGACGCCCGAGUACAACCGCAGCCCGAGGAACAGCCUGGCGCCCGGCCACGACCGCAGCCCCAGGCACAGCCUGACGCCCGAAUCGGGCGCCUACGCCUCCAAGUUGAGCGUCUCCGGCGAGUUCAACCGCAGCCCCAGGAACAGCCUGGUGCCCGAGAGCGUGCGCUCGUCCAGGCGGAGCCUCUCCGAGACGCCCCCGUGGAGGCCGGAGGAUCAGGGUUUGAGGGGCCACCGGCACCUGGUGGAGGCGCCGAAGAAGCUCCACGAGCACGGCUCGGAGGAGAUCGAGCCGCGGGAGAAUCGCAGCCCUCGCGGCAGCCUUGCCAGGACCAAUGUGGAGGAGUGCGACAGGAGGAGCCCCCGCGGUAGCCUCACCUUGACCUUCCAGGAGCCCCUGGCUGUCGAGCGAAGGGCCAGCACGGACAAUGCAGGCGCCCGCGCCAGGAGCUCGUCGCCGUACAGGUCGAGGAGCACGGCCGGAUACUCGGGAGGCUAUGGAUACGCCGAAAACGGGUCCAGGAGGGCCAGCAGCUCCGUCAGCCAGGUAUCCGGCGACGAGCAGCGUCGUUUGUGCGUCGACCACAACAAUACGGACGCGCAAAGCGUGAAUUUAGCUCUAACUCUGACCACCUACGGCAGCGUCGCCUAUCAACUCAAAGACGCGAAUUUGGAGGCGAGCGGCACCUGCGACUUCGUCUGCAAGGCUUUGGACAUCGUUAAUAAGACUGCUAUAGUAACAAUUACGCUGGUGUGUUUGGCCAUUUUGCCGAUACUUAUGCUCAUCAUGGGCAUCCAAUUCCUGCGCGACUGCCCGAGGGAGCCCAACAUCCCCAUCUACAUGAUAGUGGGCGGCAGCGUGGGCAGCGUCAAGAUGGCCCUGACUCUAUGGUCGCAGUUCCACCAGAGGCCGCCCAAUUCGGGCGUCCGCGACGCCACGACGACCGUCUCGAAGAUCGCCUCCUGCUCGCUGACCGCCCUGCUGUUGGGCUGGUUCUCGCUGGGCAACUACUGGAUCUUCAACGUUCUGUGGCCCGAUUACGCGCCGACGCUGUUCGAGCCGAACAAAUGGUGCCACAAGACGCUGUACGUGUUCGCCCUGGUCCAUUUGGGCGUCGUGUACGCCCUGUUGGGCGCCGUCGCGGCGCUCGUCGUCGCCCUGGCCGCUUGUCAAUUAUUCGGGUGCGCCUGGCUGGGCCCGGCCAGGUACAAAUAGCAUCACCAUCCGCCGGAUUAUUUCGAAUUGUGGGACCUACCGAGGACUUAUCACUGAUUUGCUCAAAAACAAAAAAAAAGUCGUUAAACCUAAAUAUGUCGUAUACAGGGUGUUUUGAGAAAAAAGAUUACGCUUUUUUUAGGUGAUAUAGGUAGUAAUAGAGUUGCUGGAUGUUGGUUGAUUGAUUGAAUGGUUGGUGAUAUUGGGAAUUGGGUAAGUUUCAUCAUCAGGGUAGAGGAGGUUUGUAUAGCGAAUUUCGUCACGAAACGCCUUGUAUAUAAUAAAUAUAUUAUAUAUCAGUAGGUGUGAUAUUACGGGAGUUCUGUACGAUUUUGUUAGGUAAAUAGAGCUUAAAUUGUCAAUGUAAGGCUUCUGAUAGAUCUUCGUAAAGCUUCUUAAAUAUAUCGAACAGGAUGUAUACCUACUUAGAAGAAAAAAAAUCAUAUUUUUUGCUGUAAAAACACGAGAACUCUCGUAAUUUUGCCACCGUUUAUAUUAGAAAUGGAGAAAUAUAUAUAUGUAUAUAAAUUGUGUUGCUUCCAAUUUCUUUAAAUUUUUACUAUAUUGUUUAUAAUCAAAAAUAUAUUUUGCAUUAUGUAUUUGCACAUUGUGUAUAUCUAUAUUAUAUGAAUAAAUCGUAUCAAAC